AUGGAAGCUCCAGAAGACGUGUCGGUCCGGGAACAGCUUUUCCACGACCGAGUCAGAGAGACCAUAAUCUGUGUCCUGCUUUUCAUAUGUCUCUACAUUGUCUCCUAUCUGGUCAUCACCCACUACAAGAGGAAUGCUGAGUUUACCAUAGAUAACAGUGAAGAUGCAACAGUCAACAAAAUUGCGCUGUGGCUCUGUACGUUCACUCUCUCUGUCUCUGUGGGCGCUGUUCUACUCCUACCACUCUCCAUCUUGUCCAACGAGGUCCUGCUCUCCUUCCCACAGAGCUACUACAUGCAGUGGCUUAACGGAUCCCUUAUACACGGACUGUGGAAUAUAGUCUUCCUCUUCUCCAACCUAUCCCUGGUCUUCCUCCUGCCCUUUGCCUACUUCUUCACUGAGUCUGAGGGCUUCGCUGGAUCCAAAAAGGGUGUGAUGGCCCGUCUGUAUGAGACAGCAGUAGUCCUCUCCCUCCUGACCCUGCUCGUGUUGGGGAUGGUGUGGGUGGCAUCAGCCAUCCUUGAUGACAACAUGGCCAGACAGAGUCUUUACGAUCUGUGGGAGUAUUACCUGCCUUAUCUGUACUCCUGCAUAUCCUUGUUCGGAGUCCUGCUGCUGUUGUUAUGCACUCCUCUGGGACUAUCACGCAUGUUCAGCGUCACAGGAAGGCUACUGGUCAAACCAAGGUUGCUGGAGGACCUUGAUGAGACAAUGAGUUGUGCUGAGUUUGAAGAGGCCUCUCUAUCCAGGAACCUCACUAGUGGGACCUUGUUAUGGAUUAAUGUGAAUGCAGAGGUUCUGAGGAACCGGUUCCUCAACAUUCAGGCCCGGCGGAUUGCUCUGGAGAUACGGAAGAGAGCGUCACCAUGGCAGCGUAACCUAGGAUACCCAUUGGCCAUGCUGUUGCUGCUGGCUGUAACGGUGGUGUGUGUGCUCAUUGUGUGUUACCAUGUGGUGGAGUUGCUGUUUGACGAUACAGCUAUGCCUCGAGGGAUGGAGGACCCUCUCCUGGGCGCUGCCUCGUUCUCCAUGUUUGGUUCGUUAGGGGCUGCAGUGCAGGUGAUCCUCAUCCUGUAUCUCAUGAUCUCCUCAGUAGUGGGUUUCUACAGCUCCCCACUGUUCACUGGACUACGCCCCCGUGCACAGGACACCACACUGACACAGAUUAUUGGGAACUGUGUGUCUCUAUUGGUGCUCAGCUCAGCUCUGCCUGUAUUUUCUAGGACUUUGGGGAUCACCCGGUUUGAUCUGCUGGGAGACUUUGGUCGGUUUAACUGGCUGGGAAACUUCCACAUCGUCUUCCUGUAUAACAUACUGUUUGCCGGGCUGACCUCUGCCUGUCUGAUCAACACUCUCACAUGGACUGUACAGAGGGAACUCAUCAGAGCAUUCGGGCUGCAUAAACUGCCGUCGACUGUGUCCCGCUCCACCAUCCCACUCAGGCUCCUAUUAGCUAAUGGACUCUCAAAGAUUCAGUGA
Messenger RNA from Salvelinus namaycush (lake trout), 1479 nucleotides. Its product is annotated as limb region 1 homolog-like protein. The record is from RefSeq and is a predicted model, not a curated record. Gene Ontology annotation, biological process: signal transduction; receptor-mediated endocytosis. NCBI's taxonomy places the organism in Eukaryota, Metazoa, Chordata, Actinopteri, Salmoniformes, Salmonidae. Gene Ontology annotation, molecular function: transmembrane signaling receptor activity. The coding region runs from base 1 to 1479 and encodes 492 amino acids. The transcript is spliced from 16 exons.